Messenger RNA from Penicillium psychrosexuale, 291 nucleotides. RefSeq lists its product as uncharacterized. The transcript has 2 exons. Lineage: Eukaryota; Fungi; Ascomycota; Eurotiomycetes; Eurotiales; Aspergillaceae. Bases 1 to 291 code for a protein of 96 amino acids. The record is from RefSeq and is a predicted model, not a curated record.
AUGAUCACGCGACUUGAAGGAGGGAAAUUCCCCGAAUGCAGCACCAUUCCAGUAUUAGCAAUGACUAUAUUUGGACAAAUGAAGCUUCGAUUCCCCCAGGCAUUCUAUGGCCAACAAGGCCUAGUGAUCAGAAAGACCAAUCUUUUUGAUUUUUCGACUAAUGAGCAGGCCACCAAGAAUAUGAAUACUGUUCUUGAUAUCAUAGCCUCUCGCCAAGUGGGAGAUCCUACGGGUCCGACAAUCAUUCGCCAGGUUUGUACUUCAUAUGCAAAAACGCUGACUGAGCAUUAG